CGGUAGCUCCUGUAGCAAUGGAGGACAGUGACCAUGAGCCAGAUUCUUCGUCCGACGACCAGGACUCCACUCCGACGUCCCCAAAACCCAGGGAGGUUGAGGCUGAUCAGGAUCAGGAUAAAGAAUAUGUGGGAUUCGCCACUUUGCCAAAUCAGGUUCACCGCAAAUCUGUGAAAAAGGGCUUCGACUUCACUCUGAUGGUAGCAGGAGAGUCCGGCUUGGGAAAGUCCACUUUGGUCAAUAGCCUGUUCCUCACAGAUCUCUACAAAGACAGAAAGCUGCUCAAUGCUGAAGAGAGAAUCACCCAGACAGUGGAGAUCACCAAACACACGGUGGACAUUGAGGAGAAGGGCGUCAAACUGAAGCUCACCAUAGUGGACACACCAGGCUUUGGGGAUGCGGUCAACAACACUGAGUGCUGGAAGUCGGUGGCGGACUACAUUGACCAGCAGUUUGAGCAGUACUUCAGAGACGAGAGUGGCCUGAACCGCAAGAACAUUCAGGACAACCGCGUACACUGCUGUCUGUACUUCAUCUCCCCCUUCGGUCACGGUCUCAGACCUUUAGAUGUUGAGUUCAUGAAAGCCCUACAUGAGAAGGUCAAUAUUGUGCCUGUGCUGGCCAAAGCAGACACACUCACGCCCAGCGAGGUCAAGAAAAAGAAAAUCAAGAUUCGAGAGGAGAUCGAGCAAUAUGGGAUCAAAAUCUACCAGUUUCCAGACUGUGAUUCAGAUGAGGACGAGGAUUUCAAACAGCAAGACCAGGAAUUAAAGGACAGCAUUCCGUUCGCUGUGAUCGGCAGCAACACGGUGGUGGAGGCGAAGGGCAAGAGGGUCCGCGGCCGUCUGUACCCCUGGGGUAUCGUAGAAGUGGAGAACUCUGCGCACUGUGACUUUGUGAAGCUGAGGAACAUGCUGGUACGCACACACAUGCAGGACCUGAAGGACGUAACCCGUGAAACCCACUACGAGAACUACAGGGCCCAGUGCAUCCAGAGCAUGACCCGCAUGGUGGUGAAAGAGCGGAACCGCAAUAAACUAACCAGAGAGAGCGGCACAGACUUCCCCAUCCCCAUGGUGCCGGGGGUAACGGACACGGAGACGGAAAAACUCAUCCGAGAGAAAGACGAGGAGCUGCGACGGAUGCAGGAGAUGCUGCAGAAGAUCCAGGAGCAGAUGCACACUCAGAAGGAAGCGUAUUAACCCCUUUUCCAUCUACAUGCCUGAGACAUUACCCACCCCGUCAUUGCGUUCCGCUCUGGUCGUCUUCCCUUUCCAGUAACCACAGCUGCAGAACCGUUGCCUGCCCUGAAGUGCUGGAGGUCCACCAGGCCUCAUUAGGUGCCAUCACCCCAGAUGUGAGCAACAAUACACUGUGUUCUGUCCUCUUAAGCCACCACACACAGUCUUAUAUGCCAUUACAGACGCAGCAGGUAGCAAACUAAACAGCAGCUGCUCUACAGGCUGAGAAUUCUUUUCAGUUUUAAAGGGAAACUCCAGCAUUUUUCAUCCUGAUCUCUGCCUGCUGUAUCUAUAGCAAACGGUCAGUUACCAUGAACAAUACUGUUGAAAUGCUUCCCUUUACUCAGUUUCAGAACCUAAAAACUGUGGACUUCAACACCUUUAUAACUGAAGCCGAUGGGAAGUUGCUUCAGUUUCAGCUUGUGUCCAUUGACGUCUAUUAAAUUCGGUGAUUUUCCUGUUCUUUUACUAAGCACAGGAAAAAAUAUUGGCCUUAGUAUUUGACCACAUGCUACAGACACUGUUGUUCAAAAGUUAAAAAGUUUAAUAACACAGUCGUAUGCCAGUGUUUGAACUAUUUCUAAGUAAGAAAAAGUUAGCACAGAGAACUGAAAUAUGGCAUUUUCUGCUAAUUUUAGUGCACAAAUUCUAACAUACUGGAGAAAUAAAACAAAACAUUAAGUGUGCCAUGACUUUUGCACACUUUGGCUACAUUUUAUGUUUUAUUUUUGUUUUGUUAAAUUCAAUCAGUAAACAGAAACUGAGCAUUAGAGUGUGCAGAAUUGUGCAGAGAGGUGCCCAAACUUUUACAUACGACUGUAAAAUUAUACAUAUUAUUGUAUUAAUAUACAGUAAUGUAUUUUAUUAUUUGGCUUAUGUUUCAAGUGAUUAUUCAAAAAUGAGGUCAAUAAUUUGGCAAAAAGAUAUAUAAAUAUAAUAAAAUAGAACACCUAAAAUACCAUUUUGGCAUUAUUUAAAUAUACAUUCUCAAAGUUUUCAAAUAUAAAAUGAGAUUAUUUAUAUAAUUCUUAACAUUAAUGGUAUUGUAGGUUGAAAAAUGCUGAAAUAUUCCUUUAAUAGUCAAACAAAGCUAUUUUCUCUGUCUAGUGAGUCAGAAUUAACGUCCACGUGACUCUGGCAUCAAUGCAUUUACACAAGGGGCUGCGCUUGUGGGAGCUAAAAGCUAAAAACAAGAAGGCGACAUGCUUUAAAAUCCUCUGCUUGUACUCAUCUGCACAGUAAUAAUAAUGAUGAUGAUAAUAAAUUCCCCCUGGAGUAUUUUAUAAUAGCUCAGUAUCAUAGAGGGUGAAUUGAAUUAUUUAAUUUUUUUCUACGAUGUGCUAUUUUAUUUGUACAAUUUUGUUAAAUGAAUGCGUUUGUUGUACUGCAUGUACAUGCUUUUGUUUGUAUUGCUACAAAAAAAAAGGAAAGAAAAAUAAGAAAUGGCUUCUUUACAUAAGUCUAAAAAAUGCUGUUUUAUUUUCUUAUGAGUGAAAUAAUAACUGAAGUACUGUAGAGCAAUAUUUUUGUUAACGAGGCUGACAAAUGUUUUCUGUUCUUCUAUGGAAAUGAUCAUGCAGGCAGUGAUUUUACAGGAGCAUGACACUGUAAACUAACAGAGAAAAGGAAAAAAAACACUUCUAGUGAUCUGUGUACAGUAGCAACACCCUAAAUAUAUAAACUAGAAACUAGCAUGUGACUGGGCUUCUGACCGUGUCUGCGUUGCAAUGGCAUAAUGUUAGAUUUAAAGGAAAACUCCAGUGUUUUUCCACUUGAUCUCUCUCAGUUGCAUCUGCAGGAUUCAGUCAUUUACUACAGGCAGUAAUUUCAGCGUUUCCCUAAACUUAAAGCACAGAAACCCAACAGCACUUACAUUAGCGGUCAAUGGGAAGUUGCUGAAGCACCUGCCCAUUGGUUUCUACUGUAAGCGUAUAUUAAAGGGUCCCAUAUCCUCUAUAUGUCUUGUACUUUAUUUGUCCGCUUAUGUUUGUAUGGUUUUCUUUUCUAGUCAUAAUUAAAGGAGCAGCGCUUAAAAGUUAGUGCCAUCUAGUGGUGAGGUUGCAGACUGCAACCAGCUGAACCCUCCACCUCUUCCCUCACCCCUACCUUUCCAAGCAUGUAGUAGAACCUACGGUGGCUGUCAGGUUUUCUUUCUCUUCUUUGAAGGUGAGGAUUCACCCUCCCUCACUUUUUCUUGUGCUAAAUAAGAAGUCUGAUCUUCCAUUUGUCCAAAUUUGGUUUCCCAAAGCACAAAAUGAUUAGCAGCACCGGCAGCAACCACUGAUUCUUCUUCUUUCUACAUCUUCCAACCGGAGCUACAGCGCCACCAAAUUCAAGCUGCUGUUUCAGCGUAAAAAAGCGAAGGGCGCCCUCUAGAGCCAGAGUUUGGUUUGUCCACUCUGGGCUACUGUAGAACCAUGGCAGCCUCUGUUGAAAAGGAGCUGCUCCCUCUGUAGAUAUGAAGGGCAGAUUUAUACACUAAUGAACAUGGUUUUGUUUACUAUAUUCUAAUUCUGUUAUUACAUCCCCCUACAUCAUUUUCAGUUUUAACGACCGUUUUCCAACCUUUCAUUAUCCCUUAGGAUUAAACAGUCUUUUGUUACUGUGCCUUUAAGGCUAAUGUAUGUAAAUGACCUCUUUUUUUUAUUGGCUGCCUCGUUCAAAAAGCAGUCAAGCCUAUAAUACUACCCAUAACUUAAGUGUAAAUGGAUGCGGUUAAACUGCUGUGAGCUGAAUAAUCGGUUAUGUAAAUGCACUGGUUUUUGUGACAUCACAAAACAGUUCAUUCAGAACGGGUUGUUUUGCAGCUUAGUUUCCCCAUAUGAACUGUUUGGACUGCGUAGUGAAUGGCAGUGUUUACAUACCGUACCGAACUCUUUUGUUUAGAAAAAGUGAGUAAGAUGUGGUGAUGUGGUUUCCCUGAUAUGGGCCCUUUAAGGCAGUGGGUUGUCUGAUGUAAUCAAUCAUACUGCUACAGAGUGGUUUAUUAAAAAAAGCACUGGAGGGUCCCUUUAAUGAAGUGGAGUAUCUUAUUUUUGCAAUCGUGCUCUUGUGAGAAGACAAACACAUUUAGCACCUGUAGAAGAGAGUUUAAAGUCUGCUGAUGCAAUAAAGAACUAAACAAUGGCAGUAAAGAGAAAACAUGAUAGAAUUACCCACCAAAAUCCAGCAUAACAUGACCACUCCACUCAAUUUCUACAUUAUUUUCUGUGUAUUAGUAAAACAGACCACUCUUAACAAAUUCAAGCUCUAAAUAUGAUCUACAAAUGAAAAUUUGUUAAAGUUUAGAAAGUGAAAAUUAAAAAAUGAGCUAAUUUUCAAAGAAAAAAGGCCACUGGAGGUAAUAACCAUGCUAAAACGUAUCUGCUAGAGCUACUGCCACGUUUUUCAGCAAUCCACUGUGACAAACGUCUCGUUCGUUGCCUUUUUCUCCUGCUACCCUGAUCGUCUCUUAAAAUAAAUUUGUUUUUUCUUCUCAUUUUUAAUCUUUUAAUGGGGUCUCUAAAAUAAGUUAUAGUCAUUGAAAGUUUAUUAUAGACGGAUGAAUUUACUUUAUAAAGUAGUUUAUUGAUUAAUGUAAUAUAUUUUCUAAUCCAUCUUGAGUUGAGGCACAUGGACGGGGUCAGAAAACGUGCUCUGUCCGAAACUUUAUUAUUAUUAUUAUUAUUAUUAUUAUCGUUUUUAUUUUCAAUAUUUGGAUUUGGGCCCCAUGGUUUGUGUUAUAGCGUAACUGUUCAAUUUGUUUUUUCUAGGAUGUUCCUUCAUGUUAUUUUGUUCUAAAGGGAACACAAGUAUGUGGUUUUGGACUUUGGAUUUUUUUAUAUAUGUAUAUGAACAUGUCUUUAUUUGGUUUUCAUGAAUGCAUUAAGUGUACUGUGUAAUGGUCGAUUGUGAAGAUGCAAAUGACUAGAGCAUAUUCUUUAAAAUAAUAAAAAAAUCUCACCUGGUGGAACUAAA
Molecule: messenger RNA, 5198 nt
Organism: Colossoma macropomum (tambaqui)
Lineage: Eukaryota; Metazoa; Chordata; Actinopteri; Characiformes; Serrasalmidae
Gene: septin4b
Product: septin 4b
Biological process (GO): cytoskeleton-dependent cytokinesis; regulation of exocytosis
Cellular component (GO): synaptic vesicle; septin complex; cell division site
Molecular function (GO): GTPase activity; molecular adaptor activity; GTP binding
Source: RefSeq, a predicted model, not a curated record